UAAUAUUUUUGGGAAAAAAUGUUUUUUUCAGUGACUUAUGUAACACAACACUGACUGACUGUCUGACUGUGUGUUUGAGACUAUUAUUAUAACAUUAAAAUUGUUGUCCAAAUAGUUUAGCCGACAAUUAGGUCACCAAAUCAUUUUGACACGUGUUUAACAUAUCAAUUGGUUGGCCAUUAUUUUGGUGGACGACAUCCUCUCCCCGCCGACGACAAUCACCAACCGAUCCAUAGGAAGAUAACCUGAAGAUCACUUGAAUACCAACGACAACAAUGUCAUCGCUGCUGAAGACAACCUGGGAUUUCUUUAAACGUCACCGAAAUAAGGCACUGUUAGGUACGGCCACUGCCGCCGGUGUCUACGCACUCAACCGAUACUUGCACUCAGUGGCCGACGAAUGGCAACAAUCGUCGUCCCGUGACUUUGUAUCCGAAGUCAAGAAAAAAGAGAUUCACUUCGAGAAUACCAUCGAUACUUGUAAUCAGACAUCGAUGUCGUUAUCGGUGAAAAUUGUCGACAUAUUAGAUCAGACAUUAGAUGCCGAACCGAUACUCGAACAAAUCAAAUUGGCCGCUGCGGGUGCGGCCACCAGUGACCAUCAUAACAGCAGCAACAGCAACGGCAGCAACAACAAGAUUGAACUGUGGAACCGAUUGAAGAUCCAGAUAUUCACACGAGUUAUUGCCGAAGUCUAUUGUGUAACACUGUUUGUUACCUAUCUUCGUGUCCAGUUAUCCGUAUUGGCCGGUUAUAUCUAUAUGGACAGUAGUUCCGGCCAACUAAACACCGGUAGCGGUUCGGCUAAUGCUACUAAUCUGAUGCAACAAAUGCAAACCACUUCAUCUAAUGUCCAAAAUAAAUAUCUAUCACUUCUCCAUACAUUCUACUCGACUGGUAUUCAACAGAUUAUCGAACCGAUUAUGGCUGCCGUCGAGGACUCACUCAAAGACAUCAGUCUAAAGGAUCAGAUUGUUAUGAAUGACUUGAAGAUUGUUUUCGAUAAAGUAAAGUCGUCGAUGGCGUUCACAUUGAAUGGUUGCCAAUCAAAUGCCAGCCGUUUUCUAAUAAAUCCAAACAAACUGUUUAUAUCGUCGGAAACCAAUGGCCUGAACAAUGGUCUUACCGGCGAUAAAGACGGCCAACUAUUGCAACGUAUGAUCAAUGAAACGCAAGACAUACUCGAAAGCGACGAUUUUAAACGUGUAGUCGAUUCGGGUAUUGAUUUAGGUUUCGCUGUCCUAAUGGAUGUCAUAUUAGGCUGUUUUGUACGGUUUUCCGAUGAAAAAACUGGUCAAACAGUGUCCUCGUCGUCGUUGUCUUCAUCGGACAAUGGCUUUGCAAAUCCGCACUCAAUCCGUAUGCCAUUAGUUAAACUGUUGCCUAAAGUAUGGCUAUCACUACGCGAUCGGCGACGACCUGAAGAAAAGUUGGUUUUAGUCCGACAUCUCAUCUGUUUAGACGUAUUGAACUGUUUUGCCGCCAAUAUAUACGAAGCAUUUUGUCAAACAAAUUGAUUGAUUUUGAUUUAUUUUUUUUGUGGACAAAAAAAAUAAUCGUUUUAUAUGAAGAUUUUUUAUUUUUAAUUAAAUAACAUUAUUAAUUGAUUGAUUUUUAUGGUAAUUA
Messenger RNA from Oppia nitens, 1626 nucleotides. It is a transcript of the gene Pex3, whose product is annotated as peroxisomal biogenesis factor 3-like. Gene Ontology annotation, cellular component: peroxisomal membrane. The record is from RefSeq and is a predicted model, not a curated record. NCBI's taxonomy places the organism in Eukaryota, Metazoa, Arthropoda, Arachnida, Sarcoptiformes, Oppiidae. The coding region runs from base 276 to 1517 and encodes 413 amino acids. Gene Ontology annotation, molecular function: protein-macromolecule adaptor activity. The transcript has 2 exons. Gene Ontology annotation, biological process: protein import into peroxisome membrane.